AAAAUAGUAACACUGUUUCUGCCAUAUUUUUUCGGCGUGAAGGCUACGCAAGAGUAAUACGACGGCCUGCAAAUUAAGAUUUUAUUAGCAAAUUAUUCCUUGUGGAAAGAUUAAAAUCACAAAUAUUUAUAUAAAUGGCGCUAAAUCCUCAAUACGAUGCUAUCGGAAAAGGAUUUAUUCAACAAUAUUACACGCUAUUCGAUGAUCCGGCACAACGGGCAAGCCUAGCAAAUAUGUACAACGUUGAAACAUCUUUCAUGACCUUUGAAGGAGUUCAAUUGCAAGGUGCUGUGAAAAUCAUGGAAAAACUAAAUAGCUUGGCAUUUCAAAAAAUUACAAGAUUAGUUACUUCUGUGGACUCACAGCCGAUGUAUGAUGGUGGUGUUCUGAUUAAUGUUCUUGGCAGGCUCCAGUGUGAUGAGGACCCCCCACACCCAUACAUGCAAAGCUUCGUGUUAAAACCUCUCGGGGAUACGUUCUUCAUCCAGCACGACAUAUUCCGCCUCGGCAUCCACGACAUCGCCUAAAUACUGCGCUUUUCUUUUCGAGCAAUAAUUCGAGUUGAGCUAGAUCAAACUAUAAGUACCCAACAUCACGCUAUAAUAUGUAAUCUUGUUUUGGUUAUCUAGGUAUAAGAUACACACGUUUUAUUGUCUAAAUUAAAAAAAAACAUAUAGUUCACUUAAUUAGCUGGAUUCUGUUUUUGUAUUUUCAUAGUAUGGCUUUGUUAAUUGAAUUGUCAGCUUAAACAGAUAUAAUGGCGAGACUUUCCUUUCAGUUACAUGUAUACU
Molecule: messenger RNA, 791 nt
Organism: Papilio machaon (common yellow swallowtail)
Lineage: Eukaryota; Metazoa; Arthropoda; Insecta; Lepidoptera; Papilionidae
Gene: Ntf-2
Product: probable nuclear transport factor 2
Exons: 4
Coding region: 135-527 (130 amino acids)
Biological process (GO): protein import into nucleus
Cellular component (GO): nuclear pore central transport channel
Source: RefSeq, a predicted model, not a curated record